Molecule: messenger RNA, 1314 nt
Organism: Sparassis crispa
Lineage: Eukaryota; Fungi; Basidiomycota; Agaricomycetes; Polyporales; Sparassidaceae
Exons: 10
Coding region: 1-1314 (437 amino acids)
Biological process (GO): protein quality control for misfolded or incompletely synthesized proteins
Cellular component (GO): cytoplasm; mitochondrion
Molecular function (GO): ATP hydrolysis activity; ATP binding
Source: RefSeq, a predicted model, not a curated record
AUGCUGCAUGCCCAGCAAGCAUCGCAUCCAGCUGCGAAGACUCCGCUGGAGCAUUACUCUACUCUUAUAGAGUCGGGAACACUGCAGCAAGAUGAUCACCAAACACGCAUCAUAGAGAAGCUCCAGGGUCUGCACGAUGAGAUCGUGAAAUACCAUCCACCUGAGAUUUCACCGCUCCCUGCGCAGCGUUCCCUGGUAUCGCGCCUAUUCUCAUCCACCCCUGCACCGGCCCCCUCAAUACCCCUAGACCACAUACCUAAGGGACUCUAUCUGUACGGCGACGUCGGUACAGGAAAGACAAUGCUCAUGGACCUGUUCUACAAGUCUCUACCGCGUUCCAUCAAGCGGAAGCGGCGUGUGCACUUCCACGCGUUCAUGAUCGAUGUGCACAAGCGCGUGCACGCGAUGAAGGCGAAGCUGGGUGCGGGCGGCGGUGACCCGAUCGCGCCGGUCGCGCGCGACCUCGCGAACGAAGCGUACGUUCUGUGCUUUGACGAGUUCCAGGUAACGGAUAUCGCGGACGCGAUGAUUUUGCGUCAGCUAUUUGAGAAGCUGCUGAACUACGGAGUGGUCUGUGUGGUAACCUCCAACCGUCAUCCAGACGACCUGUACAAGAAUGGUAUCCAGCGGUCCAGCUUCUUGCCAUGUAUUGAUCUUCUCAACACGCGCUUUAAUGUUACGACCCUUAACUCCGGGACUGACUACCGUCGGAUACCGCGCACGCUCUCGCAUGUCUACUAUGACCCAUUGACGGCUGAGAACCGUCUCGAAGUUCAGAAGAUUUUCGAGGCAUUUACCUCUGACCCAUCCGAUCCGGUUGUGCCCAACCGUAAGUUGGAGAUAUGGGGGCGCCCGCUGUUCGUGCCCGAGAGCUCGUCGGCGGUGGCGAAGUUCCGGUUCGAGGAGCUUUGUGGGAAGCCACUGAGUGCGGCGGAUUACAUUGAGGUCACGAAGACGUUUGGGACGAUCUUUGUGCUAGAUGUGCCGAAGUUGGGGCUUAACCAGAAGGACAAGGCACGCAGGUUCAUUACCUUCGUAGAUGCAUGCUAUGAGAGCAAGACGAAGCUCUUCAUUACGUCCGAGGUCCCUAUCUUCCAGAUCUUCGCAGACGAUUCGGGCAAGAAGUCCGAAGACAUGUCAGACCACAUGCGUAACAUUAUGGACGACCUCGGCCUGUCGAGUGACACGGUUGUCUCCAGUGCGAUGUUCACAGGCGACGAGGAGUUGUUUGCUUUUGCGCGGUGCUGUUCGCGGCUGGUCGAGAUGGGGAGCAAGCAGUGGGCAGAGACGGUAGGUGACCGUACGCACAAGUAG